CGAGGAGUUUCAGUUUCUCUUGGAAUGAGAGCUUAGCUCAUUCUUCUAUCUUCAUCUUCAUCAUCAUCUCUCUCUCUCAUCUCUAGCAGCUAUGGGUGGGGAUAAAGCAAUCAGUCUUGAAGAGAUCAAGAAUGAGACUGUUGAUCUGGAAAAAGUCCCAAUUGAGGAAGUUUUUGAGCAACUGAAAUGCACCAGGGAGGGACUUAGCUCCGAUGAGGGGGCCAACAGACUUCAAAUUUUCGGCCCCAAUAAGUUGGAAGAGAAGAAGGAAAGCAAAUUUCUCAAGUUCCUUGGUUUCAUGUGGAAUCCACUCUCAUGGGUCAUGGAGGCAGCCGCAAUUAUGGCCAUUGCUUUGGCCAAUGGAGGCGGAAAGCCCCCGGAUUGGCAGGAUUUCGUUGGUAUCGUUUGCCUGCUUGUUAUCAACUCUACUAUAAGUUUCAUUGAAGAGAACAACGCCGGAAAUGCUGCUGCAGCCCUUAUGGCUGGUCUUGCUCCUAAAACAAAGGUUCUCAGGGAUGGUCGAUGGAGUGAGCAGGAAGCUGCGAUUCUCGUACCUGGAGACAUUAUCAGCAUUAAGCUCGGAGACAUCGUCCCUGCUGAUGCUCGUCUUCUCGAGGGCGAUCCUUUAAAGAUUGACCAGUCUGCCCUUACCGGAGAAUCCCUGCCCGUGACCAAGAAUGCGUACGAUGAAGUUUUCUCUGGCUCGACUUGCAAACAAGGUGAACUAGAAGCAGUAGUCAUUGCAACUGGUGUCCACACAUUCUUCGGAAAGGCUGCACAUCUUGUCGACAGCACCAACCAGGUCGGACACUUCCAGAAAGUGCUCACUGCGAUCGGUAACUUCUGUAUCUGCUCCAUCGCUGUUGGUAUGGCAGCCGAGAUAAUAGUGAUGUACCCGAUUCAGCACAGGCCGUACAGAAGUGGAAUAGACAACCUCCUCGUUCUUUUGAUCGGAGGCAUUCCCAUUGCUAUGCCGACAGUCUUGUCUGUCACCAUGGCUAUCGGAUCCCACCGGCUAUCGCAGCAGGGCGCCAUCACCAAGAGAAUGACUGCUAUUGAGGAAAUGGCUGGAAUGGAUGUCUUGUGCAGUGACAAGACUGGAACGCUGACCCUAAACAAGUUGACCGUCGAUAAAUCCUUGAUCGAGGUCUUUGCAAAGGGCGUGGAUCCCGAGCACGUGCUACUCCUCGCUGCAAGGGCAUCCAGAACCGAAAACCAAGAUGCUAUCGAUGCUGCCAUUGUUGGCACCCUCGCUGAUCCGAAAGAGGCAAGAGCUGGUGUCAAAGAGGUUCACUUCUUGCCUUUCAACCCUGUCGAUAAAAGGACUGCUUUGACUUACAUAGACUCCGAAGGGAACUGGCACAGGGCUAGCAAGGGAGCCCCCGAACAGAUUUUGACACUAUGCAACUGCAGAGAAGACUUAAAGAAAAAAGUCCACAGUGUUAUCGAUAAAUUCGCUGAGCGUGGGCUUCGGUCUUUGGCUGUCGCCAGACAGGAGGUUCCAGAAAAGUCCAAGGAUUCCCCUGGUGGACCGUGGCAGUUUAUUGGGCUCUUAUCGCUUUUUGAUCCUCCGAGACACGAUAGUGCUGAGACCAUCCGCAGAGCUCUAAACCUCGGUGUCAAUGUCAAAAUGAUCACUGGUGAUCAACUUGCCAUUGGUAAGGAGACUGGCCGUAGGCUCGGUAUGGGAGUAAAUAUGUACCCGUCCGCUUCUUUACUCGGUAAUCACAAGGAUGAGUCGAUAGCCGGCCUUCCUGUUGAAGAACUGAUUGAGAAGGCAGAUGGUUUUGCCGGGGUGUUUCCAGGUACGGUUCCUCCCAUUUAUCUACUAUACAUCAUAAGUUUUCGAGUAUUUUCAAUUCACUUUCUUUCUCGUUUCCACGCAGAGCACAAAUACGAAAUCGUGAAGAAGCUGCAGGAGAGGAAGCACAUUGUUGGAAUGACGGGCGAUGGUGUCAACGAUGCCCCUGCUCUUAAAAAGGCAGAUAUCGGAAUUGCUGUUGCAGACGCUACUGAUGCUGCGAGAAGUGCAUCUGACAUCGUGCUAACAGAACCCGGACUUAGCGUUAUCAUUAGUGCAGUGCUGACCAGCAGAGCUAUAUUCCAGAGAAUGAAGAACUAUACAAUAUACGCAGUGUCCAUCACCAUCCGUAUCGUGUUCGGCUUCAUGUUCAUUGCAUUGAUUUGGAAGUUUGAUUUCUCCCCCUUCAUGGUUUUGAUCAUUGCCAUUCUGAAUGAUGGUACGAUUAUGACCAUCUCUAAGGAUAGAGUGAAGCCAUCUCCAUUGCCUGAUAGCUGGAAGUUGAAAGAGAUUUUCGCUACUGGCGUCGUUCUUGGAGGCUAUCUCGCUCUAAUGACCGUCAUUUUCUUCUGGCUGAUCCACGAAACCGACUUUUUCCCUGACAAAUUUGGAGUUAGAAGUAUCAGAGAUAACGAGGACGAAAUGAUGGCCGCUCUAUACUUGCAAGUGAGUAUUGUCAGCCAAGCCCUUAUCUUCGUGACCAGAUCUCGCAGCUGGUCAUUCGUGGAACGCCCUGGACUUCUACUCUUGGUUGCUUUCGCGAUCGCUCAACUGAUUGCCACUCUGCUAGCUGUGUAUGCCAACUGGAGUUUCGCAAGAAUUCACGGCUGUGGCUGGGGAUGGGCCGGUGUUAUCUGGAUUUACAGCAUCGUCUUUUAUCUGCCCCUCGACUUGAUGAAGUUCGCCAUCCGUUACAUCUUGAGUGGAAAGGCGUGGCAAAACCUGUAUGACAACAAGACUGCUUUCACAACCAAGAAAGACUAUGGAAAAGAAGAGAGAGAAGCUCAAUGGGCUCAUGCUCAAAGGACUCUGCAUGGACUUCAAAACCCAGAAGCUGACACUGUCUUCAACGAGAAGAGCAGCUAUCGCGAACUGUCAGAAAUCGCAGAACAAGCUAAAAGGAGAGCUGAGAUCGCAAGGCUACGCGAGCUGCACACGCUCAAGGGGCAUGUUGAGUCUGUUGUGAAGCUAAAGGGGCUCGACAUCGAGACAAUCCAACAACAUUACACCGUGUAACGGAAUCUCUGAGAGGAGCUGUUCUGGGAACGAGAAUAUAUUCGAAGAACAACAGAAUACGAUUUAGAUAAAACUGUUCUGAAGAGGAACGAGACAGUUGUGACAUGCAUGAUUCCUCGUUAUUUAUUCGGUUUCUUGUUUCUUAAUGUAAUGUCUCAAGUCAAGGUGCCCUAGAAUGGGCUGAUCUUUGACUCUUUUAUGAGUACAAUGGCAUGCAUCUCCCUGUUAUACAGUUUUCACAACUCAAUCUUGUAUUUUUACAUCUUUUUCAUAUGUUCCCUGUUAUUUAUAAUGGCUCGUCACUCAGAGAUAUAUGUGAUUGUAAAGAAAACAAAUGUUUCAUGGUGUAAGAUUCAAGAAUGUUGAUAUACAACUCUUUGGAACACAGUUAAAUUC
This is a messenger RNA of Salvia splendens (bonfire salvia), 3433 nucleotides long. RefSeq names its product plasma membrane ATPase 4. The transcript has 15 exons. Gene Ontology annotation, molecular function: P-type proton-exporting transporter activity; ATP binding; ATP hydrolysis activity. Gene Ontology annotation, biological process: proton export across plasma membrane. Bases 92 to 3037 code for a protein of 981 amino acids. NCBI's taxonomy places the organism in Eukaryota, Viridiplantae, Streptophyta, Magnoliopsida, Lamiales, Lamiaceae. Gene Ontology annotation, cellular component: membrane. The record is from RefSeq and is a predicted model, not a curated record.